Molecule: messenger RNA, 3505 nt
Organism: Mercenaria mercenaria
Lineage: Eukaryota; Metazoa; Mollusca; Bivalvia; Venerida; Veneridae
Product: acetylcholine receptor subunit beta-like
Exons: 3
Coding region: 124-1308 (394 amino acids)
Biological process (GO): regulation of membrane potential; chemical synaptic transmission; monoatomic ion transmembrane transport
Cellular component (GO): synapse; membrane; neuron projection
Molecular function (GO): extracellular ligand-gated monoatomic ion channel activity; neurotransmitter receptor activity; transmembrane signaling receptor activity
Source: RefSeq, a predicted model, not a curated record
UGAUCCUUCAGGAUAUUCUCCGUGUUACUGAUAAUUUUGUGUUUCCGUAAUACUCUAACAAUAGCAGAAUCACCGGAUAGAGAAAUUUCAUCACAAAACAUAAAAGCAGUAUAUGACAGCGUUAUGACGGAUUACAACAAAAACAUACUGCCAUCUGAAUGUUUUAAGCCUUUCAUUAUUGAAAUAUGGAUAACUUUAACUGCUGUUGGCGAAAUAGAUGAAACAGAGGAAAAGCUAUCAACUGUUAUGCUGUUGACCUAUUCGUGGCAUGAUAAGAAUAUUAAAUGGGACCCCCAACAAACCAACGUAAUUUAUAUGGCAUUCGGCUGGACUGAUGUAUGGAAACCAGUGUUUCAAGUUACAAAUCCACAUGCUGAAAUCUCAGUCAGACAAUCAGAUGAGCGCUUGUAUGACACCGUGAUUUUCAUGUCUUCUGGGUGGGCAUUUUUUGAUGAAAUGAUUGUAACGAGAACAACUUGUGAUCUGGACAUGACCUUCUAUCCAUUUGACAUUCAUACUUGCAUCAUACAAUUUAGGAUUGUUGGACAUUCAAAGUUUCCAUUCUGUUUGAAUGCUACACUUGUGGAUGACAAUACAGCAAGUUCCGUCGCCGAACACAGAACAUGGUCACUUAUCCAUAAGGACAUAUACUCGUCUGGUGGUAGUUUUCAAAUUGAACUUAAAUUUGAGAGGCAUCCAUUAUUCAUUUUACUGAACAUUUUGAUGCCUAUCAUUGUGAUUGCUCUUCUUACACCAAUCGUAUUCAUCUUGCCAAUGAACUCAGGAGGAAGGGUUGGAUACGCCAUGACAAUGCUUCUUGCAUUAUCCGUAUAUAUGACUAUUGUUAGCGACCACCUGCCACAAAAAUCAGAACCUUUGCCAAUUAUUUUAGUUCUUAUGUUUAUGUGGUACACAAUGGAUGCUUCGAUCGUCUCCAUUGUAAUUAUAAACGCACGAAUUCAUGAAUUGAAAAAGGAAAAGCCGCUGCCAUAUAUGUUACGCCGGUUUGUUCACUUGACGUGCUUAAUCUCUCUUCAGAAGAGAAAACGCGAAGCAGAAGCUGGCUCUUCUGAAGAAACGCAUAAAUGUAUCGACAGAGGUGCUACUAAUAACAAAGGAGAAGCUAAUCAAGAUGAGGAAAUACAAGAACUAAACGAUGUUGACACAAACAAUGAAGAUUAUAGUAGUGAAACUUGGCAAGACCUGAGCAAGUGUAUCGACAAGUGGUGCUUUGUUUUAUUCUAUAUGUUAAAAGUUACAUGUCCUGUUGCAUUCUUUUCAUUUGUCAAAUCUAGCAGUACAAUAUAGACUUGAAUGACAUCUGUUUAAAACACUAACGUAAAUUGAAGAUAUCAGGUUCAUGUUUACUACUUACGUAUGAAUCGGCAAGUAUAAGGCAAAUGUAGCCUACGUCAGGAUUAAUUUAUAUAAACCACAUUCACUGUGUAUAUUGUACAGAUGUUACUUUUCAGUCCUGUCAACAAGAAGAUUCGUUGAUAUGAGCGAAGUGAAAUGAAUCUUGGGGGCACAGAAGGGAUCUAAAAAGCAACCAUUUCUUUCAAAAAUGAAUGCUGUUUUUCGUUCGUUUAAAUACGGGUAUAAACCACAUUAAGACAUUUUUGCAAAUGGCGCGAUCCUUGAUAAUUUUCAAGAAAUCCAAAUGUGGUUUAUGCCCAUAUUAACGUACAAGAAUAUUGAAUUCUUAUAUAUACAUGUGUACGGUAGCUUGCUACAAAAACAUAAGUGGUUUGCUUACCAUAAGUAUCAGAAAAUCAAAAUAAUGUUUGAUCUAAACAGAACUACCAUAUCAACCAGUCAACGUUCAGUUGUAAUACCUUCCAAUAAUCAUACAGUUCUUGAUGUUCAAUUAUUUGUUGAAAAUCAUUCAGCAGUGUCGGAUUAGUUUUGAUCUUCGUCGUCAGAAGGGUUUGUUUAAGCUAUAAUUAUAUGUUCGUUUUGAAUUUUUUAGUCAAAUUUUGAAAGAAUUUUUCAAACGACGUCACUUUGUUCAUGUUCUGUUGUGAAAGACGUAGGACUGUGCGUGCAAUCUCGCGGAUUUGUUUUUUGUUUAUUCAAAAAUAAACGUCUUUUUUUUCUUUCAAAAUAUAUGGUGAAUGUAAAUAUCUAUACUUAAAAUCAAUUCCCCGUGGGUUAUUUGCGGAUAGAAUGAUUAUAUCUAAACAAUUGCAGAGGACAGAAUGUUAUAUAUUUAUUGUAAUCAACGUUUUUGCAUAACAUAUUUAUGGCGUGUUAUGAUAUAACUGCUAUAUUGUGCGCAAGCAAAUUAGCGCAUGGGGACUUCUGAACAAUAUGACUCUUUAUCAAUUAUUGUGACUUUGUUUCGAUCAAUAGAUAUGACUUGAUAAUAAAAUGAAGAUAAUUUAAGUGCGUGAUUUAUUUUCUCGCUUAUUGAAAUGAAAUGACGCAAAUACUUAGUUCUACUGUAUAAUUUCUUUUCCAUGGUUGCUAUUUUAUUUGUGUGUAAGAGUUGCAUUUUUGUAUAAGAUAUUCACAUCACAUUAAUACAUCUGUAUUUAUAGAAGAAUGGCCAUGUUUUUCAGCCUACUAUAACAUUUGGUGUACAAAACUGUGGUGGUUACAUAAAAUAUAUACCAUUGCUCGGUUAGCGGCCGUGGCAGCAAUAGUUGUAUACAAAAAAAGGAGUUAUGUUGCUUUCUGGCUGGUUAGCGCGUCACUUUCUAGAUAGAUUACGUACGGCUUUCUGGCUUGAUCAGGUAUUGCUUUCAGGUUGGAUUACUCGGCACUUUCUAACAUGAUCACGUGGCGCUUUAUGGCUGGAUCACAAAUUGUUGUUUCUGUAGGUCUGCAGCAACAAACGUGCAGUUCUAAAACGUGUUGAAAAUCACAAUUUCAACGGAAUAUGGUAAAAUGCAAUUGCUUUUCUGUCCCUGUAUUUUCAAGGUGUUGUGUGUGUUGCAUAUAGCCGUCUAAUCAAUAUCUACGACAAAAGCUCGAACAGCAAACCGUGGGAACUUCGUCACAAAUCGGACACUGAUAAAAUUACAUCUUUGCAGAGACGCGCUAUAAAAAUAAUUACAAAAUCAAAGUGUAGCAACUUUGAUGAAGUAUUAAGAAAUUCAAAACUUCUAUCUUUUGAGAACAGGUGCAAAUACCAUAUUUCAUUAUUAGUGUACAAAAGUAAAACAGGAGAUUGUCCUAUAUACAUUUCAGAUUUACUUCAUUUUGUUCAUAAUGAUCAUUACAGUCUGCGAAAACAUGGACCUUUCUAUGUUAAACCUAAAACGAACUACCUGAAACAAACAUUUAGCUACAAAGCUGCACACAUAUGGAAUUCACUUCCUUCUUUCAUUAAACUUCAUAAUAAUAAUAUAACUGCUUUCAAGCAUGAUUUAAAGAAUUUUCUCUUGUUACAAUAGUUUUUAGCAAUUAAUUACUUGUAAUUACAUUUUGUUGAAUUGAUGUUACUGUAUUCGUUUCUAAUAAUAAAAAUAUUCAUAUUAUCUUAUUAUUCAAAUCUAGAACU